Rubroshorea leprosula is the source of this 1085-nucleotide messenger RNA. Lineage: Eukaryota; Viridiplantae; Streptophyta; Magnoliopsida; Malvales; Dipterocarpaceae. The record is from the annotation of a GenBank genome assembly.
AUGGAUUAAAGUUUCUUUUUUGGGUGCAUAUUGCCAGUCUAACUGGGCAGUUACUGCCAAUUUUUUCUUCUUCUUCUUAUUAUUAUAUUUCUUUAAAGUAACCCAGCGGAGAUUCCAUGGGCUGCGAUGGGAGUUGAAUAUGUUAUUGAGUCGACUGGUUUGACUGUGAAGGACGAGGCUGCUGCCCACUUGAAGGGUGGUGCAAAGAAGGUCAUCAUCACUGAUAUCAGCAAGGAUGUACCCAUGUUUGUUUUUGGUGUGAAUGAGAUGGACUACAAGCCAGAUCAGGAUGACAUUGUUUCCAGUGCCAGCUUCAUCACCCAUCAGCUUGCUCCCAUUCUUGAGGUUUUUCAUUUCUGGUUUGGAAUUCUUGAAGGUGAUAUGAAGAUUCUCGACUCAGCCAUUGCCACACAGGAUGAUGACGGACCGAUUAUGACGGACAGCAGGGAUAGAAGACUUGCUUUCUUCCAUCAAGCCAUCGGUGCUACCGGGGCUGCUGUAAAAGUUUUACAGUUUCUCCAUAACAGUUUAGGAUUUUUUAGGGAUCUUAUGCCUGCACUCCAAACCACCUCUGACGUCAUAGCUGCCGUCAAAGCUGCUGAAGAACUUUUCCUGAAUGUAGGUGACAUGCUCGGAAUUGAUGAUGGUCUUAAGACCACAUUAAUGAAAUUACUCUCAAACCCUGCCGCGAUGGACACUAUUGAUGGACCACACGGGACGUCUUCCCCUGGCAGUAUUCCUGCUGAUGUCGAGGCUGUUGGAAAAGUUCUUGCCUACCUUUGUGAUAAAUUGACUGGAACGGUCACCCAUGGUCCAACUAGGGAUCGAUCAAUUGUUGUUCUCACUGUCAGGCUUGAGGUGGAGGCAACUCUUGAGUACAUCAAAGCAGCUAUCAAGUAAGUGUGUGUGUCUACAUAUAUAACCACCUCCAGUUUUUUUCACUACUAAAAAUCUAUUUUUCAGCAACAUGGGAGCACGUCAGUGAAAGUGCUUCCAUGUUGCUGAAAGUACUUCAACAACAUGAUUCUUGUUGUUGAUGUCUUUGUUGGAGAAGCCUUGGUUGGUAAUACAUCAGCAAUGUGAAG